AUGAUGAUGAUGAUGAUGAUGAUCUCGGAUGAUGAUGAUGAUGAUGAUGAUGAUGAUGAUGAUGAUGAUGAUGAUGAUGAUGAAUCUGAUGAUGAUGAUGAUGAUGAUGAUGAUGAUGAUGAUGAUGAUGAUGAUGAUGAUGAUCACGAUAAUUUUGAUGAUGAUGAUGGUGAUGAUGAUGAUGAUGAUGUUAAUGAUGAUGACGAUGAUAACGAUGAUGAUGAUGAAGAUGAUGAUGAGGAUGACGCUUUUGACAAGGCUGAUGGUCUCCAUUGUUUUCGGGAUCAUAAUUCGCAUGAUAGUGAUGAUGCUGAUGAUAAUGAUCACGAUGAUAAUGAUGACGAUGAUGAAGUUCAUGUUCAUGUUCAUGAUCAUGAUUCGCAUAACGAUGAUGAUGAUGAUGAUGAUGAUGAUGAUGAUGAUGAUGAUGUUGAUGAUGAUGAUUAG
Molecule: messenger RNA, 447 nt
Organism: Echinostoma caproni
Lineage: Eukaryota; Metazoa; Platyhelminthes; Trematoda; Plagiorchiida; Echinostomatidae
Source: the annotation of a GenBank genome assembly